Molecule: messenger RNA, 465 nt
Organism: Amaranthus tricolor (Joseph's coat)
Lineage: Eukaryota; Viridiplantae; Streptophyta; Magnoliopsida; Caryophyllales; Amaranthaceae
Product: vegetative cell wall protein gp1-like
Exons: 2
Coding region: 1-465 (154 amino acids)
Source: RefSeq, a predicted model, not a curated record
AUGCCCAUGAAGAAGAAGCCAGUAGUGACUCCUAGGAAAAGUAGUAGGCUAGCUUCUAAGGGAAAACGUCCAGUGGUUGGUUUGGAUGAUGACUCUUCCUCACACACAACCCUUGAGCCACAAAUUACUACACCUCCCUCUCUAAAACCGGCCACACCACCUACCCAGCACAUACCAUCACCUCUACCUUCACCUAUUCCUUCUACACCUCCACCAACAACUGCUACACCUGCUUCACCACACCCACACACUUCACCAGGCCUUGGUUUUGCAGCUUUCUCUAAUCCUUCCUCAGUUCCUACAAGCUGCAGCUACUUUAGACCCUGUCCUCAACAAGCUCCAAGAUCUUUAGUCCCACUUACUCAAAUGAAAGCACGUCUAGGUGCUACACGUCUAGGUGCUGAGCUGGAUAUAGUUGAGGUGCAGACCGAAUAUGUGGACGAAGAAGACCACCCUGCUGCCUGA